AAACAAAGUGUAGUAUCCUGUAUUUCUCUCUCUAAUUUGAUAUGUCCCAUCAAAACAGCUGCUACUCACACACACACACACACUCUUUAGUCUUUCCAACCCCAAAAAACGCAGUAUUAAGUGCCUCACCCUCUGUCUCUGUCCUACUCCGGUUUUGUAAUUGUUCCCCAUUUCCUAUAAUUCUCCGUCCUCCUUCGACAUGCAAUUUCAUCAAGUUGAAGAAAAACAAAAAAGUUGCUUAAUUUUGUGAAAUUUUAAUGUCUGAAAACAAACGACCAUUUCUUAACGAUGAGCUCUCCAAAAAGACCUCAAUUUUCGGGCUAAGAUUGUGGGUUGUUUUAGGAAUAUGUGUUGGUGCUGGAAUUGUUCUGCUUCUUUUCAUUAUCUCUCUCUGGUUCACUUCAAAACGCAACAACAAAGUAAGAAACGCCCACACAAAUGGAACCAUCAACAACAACAACACCAGCAACAACAUCCCAAACAUCUCCAAAGAAAUCAUGGAAAUCCGACAAGAAAAUUCGGGUGACGGAGUAAUAAGCACCCGAGGCACAUUGCCCGACCCGGUACCUGAAUCGGAGAAUAACCCAAAUGGACAUCAGAGAAUUCACAUUGAAAUUGGGAAGGAUCAUAGGAUAUCGUAUCCGGAACGGGCAAUUGGAUCCGGGUCAUCAUAUUCAUGUCAUGGUAGUGGGGAGCAGCAAAAUGGGUUGUUAUUGUUAGUUCCAGAAGUUUCACAUUUGGGUUGGGGACAUUGGUAUACUCUUAGAGAGCUAGAAGAGUCUACUAAUGGAUUUGCUGAUCAAAAUGUCAUUGGUGAAGGUGGUUAUGGAAUUGUUUAUCAUGGAAUUCUUCAAGAUAACACUCAUGUGGCUGUUAAAAAUUUGCUCAAUAACAGAGGUCAGGCUGAAAAGGAGUUCAAAGUUGAAGUGGAAGCAAUUGGACGUGUUCGACACAAGAAUUUAGUCAGAUUGUUGGGUUAUUGUGCUGAAGGAGCUCAUAGGAUUCUUGUAUACGAGUAUGUGGACAACGGGAACUUAGAACAGUGGCUUCAUGGGGAUGUAGGACCUCUUAGCCCUCUUACAUGGGAAGCUCGCAUGAAUAUUAUGAUUGGGACAGCAAAAGGAUUGACAUACUUGCACGAGGGGCUAGAGCCUAAAGUUGUCCAUCGGGACAUUAAGUCGAGUAACAUAUUGCUUGACAAACAAUGGAAUGCGAAAGUGUCUGAUUUUGGCCUAGCAAAGCUCCUGGGAUCAGAGAGUAAUUAUGUGACGACACGUGUGAUGGGAACUUUCGGAUAUGUUGCUCCAGAAUAUGCCAGUACUGGUAUGUUGAAUGAAAGAAGUGACGUGUAUAGCUUUGGCAUUCUUCUAAUGGAGAUAAUAUCUGGAAGAAACCCUGUGGACUACAGCCGCCCGCCUGGAGAGGUGAACCUAGUUGAUUGGCUCAAACAAAUGGUUUCAAACCGAAAUGCAGAGGGCGUGUUGGAUCCUAAAUUUCCUCAAAUACCUUCUUCACGGGCACUUAAGCGCGUUCUGUUAGUAGCUUUACGAUGUGUAGACCCAAAUGCACAAAAGCGUCCGAAAAUGGGUAACAUAGUACAUAUGCUGGAAGCUGAGGAGCUUCCGCUCCGUGACGAUCGUAGGACUUCACGGGAGCAUGGAAUUUCUAGCCAGAUUACCACAAGAGGUAGGCUGAUGGAUGAAUCAGGAGAUAGUAGCGGAUAUGAAAGUGGUGUGUCAAUUCGUAGAUUGCCAUUGAAAAAGCAAGAAACUGUAGACGAGCACUAGAAUUGUGAGGUUUGUAUAGUUGGUGAUGAGAUGUUUGAUUGUUUGGUUUCCAUUGAUGUUGUAAUCCCCACACCGAUUUUAUUCUCCUGUACAUGACCGUGUAGGAACUUUAUGCAAGAUCAAUCAUAUUAAGUGCAUCCUUUUUGAAGUUUAAUGCCUUGCAUACACGACGUGGAGGUUAGACUUGUCAAAAACGGAUCUGAAACCAACUAAAAUAAGGGGUUCGUUUGGUUUAUGAAGGGGAAAGGGAAUGGAAUCAAGUAAGGGAAACAUAGAGAACGGAGUCAAGAAAGAGAAUGAGAUUGAAUUGUUUGGUAGAUUUAUACAAGAAAGGGAAUACACCCACUAUUUUCUCUUCUUCUCACAGCACCACCAGUCCACCAUACCAUCUUCCCCAGCUCACCACAGAAUAGGACUAUGACAACAAUUCACCGGCAACCACAUCACCGGUGUGCCACCUUCCUUGCCUUCUCGUCUUCCAUUCAACAGCUUCCAUCGACCAACAUUUUCUUUCUCUAUCUUUUGGGUGCGGUUGAUACAACAGUUUUUGUUUGCUCGUCGCGGGAGUUUGUAUACGUGUUUGCCACCAACAACAGUGGUUGUUGUUGUUGAUGACUGCAUUCUUCCUCGUUGGAGUAAUUAAAGCAAUCGUAAUAUUUUGUCUCGCCUCGGUGGUGAGCGUUAAUGAUGGGGACUAGUGGUGGGCGUCGAUGAUGGGGACUGGUGGUGGUGGUCAGCUGUCGACGAUAGGACUAAUUGAUGGUGGGAUGGUGGCCAAGGUCCGUCAAUGGUGGUUAUGUUGUAGAGGAAAAUGGGGGAAUGAAAAACCUUAGAGGGGGGGGGGGGGGGUGGGGAAUGAAUGUAAAGGGAUUUGAGGUCCUUCAAAUUGAAAAACGAGUAAAGGGAAUUGCAAAACCUCCCAACCAAACAACAUAAAAGAGAAUCGACAAAAUCAAUUUCAUUUCCCUUUCUCGUAGACCUCUAACCAAACAUCCAAUAAAUGGUUUGACCAUGAUUUUAACAUUUCAAUGAAUGUGUCCCUUUAAGAAUUUUUUUCUUAUAAAAUAACAGAUAACUAUUAACUUGUUACUAUCUCUUGUGAAAAUGUUUAGGCUUACUCAUAAUAUUAUAGCGCAACGUAAAAUAAUUACUAAAAUCUUCCAUCCAUGACCCCACCAUCAUCAAUUUGAAACUUUCACAGCACGCAUGCGUUAGAAAGGUCAAACACCAAAGACCCGGGCCGAAUGAGUGCCAACCCUCUUCCACCUUCCUUUAUGGUUACUCACUCUUGGCUUAUUUCAAUUUUCAAGGGAGCUAAUGUAGGAAAGCUGUCAGUUAUGUGGAAAUAAGGAGGUUACUCCGAAGGUUGAGCUUCUUUCCUAAGAAACUAUUGAUAUUGACAAGUUACUCCAAACUAGUAUUUAAAAGGAAAAAUGGACCAGAAUAAUUAAACUAUGGGUUGUCCACUUUGAAUAAUUUUAAUUAUGAAUUAUUUAUAAAUAAGCACAAUUACGAAUUCUUUUUAAUUAAUCUCAAGGGUCUUCUUUCUUAUUGUGAUUUCUCAAAUUUCCUGCAUUUUAUUAUGACCAACUAAUUAAAUCAAGCAAAAUUUGAAACAUCGGUGUUGCACUCUUAAAUACUAGAUUCAGAAACUUCAACCAAAACCCCCAAAUUUCAAUAAUGAUCAUAUUAAGGAGAGACACAUGGUGAUAAAAACAAAAUUCUAUUGUGACUUUCCACACAAAUUUUAAAUUUGAAUGAUUCACAUAACAAUUAUAUAAAUUAAAUGGCUAACACAAUUUAAUUGUACUUUUGAUAAAUUAACUCGCAUUCAGACUUUAAAUGUAAAAUUUGUUUCUUCUACAUCCUUUUCAAAAUGAAAUUGUCAAUGUAAAAGUUUAUUGAUUAUUUAAGCAAAAUUAGAUGAUACAGGCUCCACCGUCUGGGUUGCCCCUAUGGCCGCUAUGGGAUUACUGUGUAAUACCAUUUGCCUGUCGACAAAGUGAGUAAUUUGCUCAGCUUUAGCAUUUUGUGUUUGUCUUAGAGGCAUAUAUGUUUAAAGAAGAGGUAGAAGAAAUGCACUUGUAUUGGGAGGUUAAGAAGGAAGAUGUAAAGCAAAACUCAGAAAGAGAGAAAGAAUCCUUUGAAAAGUCGAAGAAAAUUUACUUGAACAAGAAAACUCUAGAAAAAGGGUCGGAUAAUUUCCUCGAAGAGGAAGAAGAGAGAAGUUUGUAUCUCAAGGAAAGCGAAAGUUGCAUGGAGGAGAGAACCAUGGGAGAAGAAGAAGAGAAAGAGAAGAAAUUUAGAGUCAAUAAAAUUUACUCAGGUGUUUCAAACACCCUAUUUGUAGUCGAAAAGAGACAGUUACAAAUUAAAUUUGAAAUUCGAAGAAGCUAUCAUUAAGGAGAAUGUGCCAAAGAGGGAAAAACGACCACGUCUAAAAAAACCGUUUCUGCUUAUCAAGUAGUAACUAUUUCCACGAUCAUGAAGGAGCCACCAAUACAGUUGACAUUAAUGUCAAGGAGUUAAUUGGAGAAUUCCAACAAAAUCUGCCAACGAUGUUUGCUAGCAAUGUCUGUCAACGAUGUAUGCUAAGGGUGUCUGCCAAGGUCAAGCAAAAAGUCCCUAGAUCUUCAUUAAUACAUUAUUCAUUCGGGAUAAUUGGUGUGAAGGGAAAAUUGUUGGGGUUUAAAUAUAAGCCCAAGCCCUAUGAUUAGGGUACAAUUAGAGGUUUAACAACUUAAACCCAUUUCUGGGCGGGAAGUUAGUUGUCUAACUAACUUCCAUUCUCUUACCAUUUUGUUAGAAUUAAAUUAUGCUACUUCUCUAUAAAUACUAUACUCUUGUUAUCAUUGAGAUCGUGAUUAAUAAUAAACACAUUUCUGGAUCAUUUCACCUUCUUAAUCUUUCUAUUUCUCUCUCAAUCUCUCUCUAAAGUACUCUUGGUUAAAUGUUGAGUACUCAAAGUUUCCUCUCUAAUCUCCAUUUAAGGAUAACUUCCUGCAUUCUACAUCAUUGGUAUCAGAGCAUUUUCGCUCCUGAACUCAACCAAUUUAUCCAGUUUUAGCUCAAACUUCCCAGUUUCACUAAUUGAGGCAAUCUGGCGAAACGAAAAACGCUUACAGUAGCUCAAUUAAAGACAUUAAUGGAGUCUCGAUUGUUGGAAUUGGGACAAAGAAUGGAGAUUAUUCGAAUCAAUUGGAGGAAAUGAUUCAACUCCUGUAAGAUAAGGAAAAACAGUCAACUGGAGCAGAGCGUGAGGGAUCAAAUGAUCCUCCCUACCAUGGAGGUAAAUCAUUAGGUUUUGUGUCGAAAAUUGAAUUUCCUGUGUUUGAUGGAUCUAAUCCUCGAAUUUGGAUUAAGAAAUGUAUGCAGAAUUUCACCUUAUAUGCAAGAUUUUAGAUAAUAAAAAAGUAGAUCUUGCUAGCUUGUACUUGAUUGGUAAAGCUGAAUCUUAGUAUAAUAGUUACAUAGCAGUAAGAAGACAGUUGAAUUGGGAGGAUUUUGUAGUAGAUUUGUGUUCUAUAUUUAAAGAAGAUAUAGGCGGUAAUGUUGUGGAAGAAUUCAACAGGUUGUCUCAGUCUGGUACCAUUGAUGAAUAUCUAGAUGCAUUUGAAAAUCCGAAAGGAUUGAUGCUGUAGAUAAAUCCUUUACUUCCUAAGCAGUACUUUUUGGAUAGUUUCAUAGGUGGAUUGAAACCUAAUUUGAAGCAUUUUGUUAGAGCCUUCAACCCUGCUACUCUUGUUGAUGCAGUAGAGUAUGCUAGACUUCAAAAAAUGCAAUUAUCCAAGCCACUUCUUCCACCACAAAUAUCAGCCCAAACCCAUUCCAAAUUAUAAACCCCUUUCUUUGCCAUCCACUACUAAACCUUUGCUUCCAACACCUUCCUUGUCCACUCAAACUCAAACCUCGCAUAAUACAAGGCCUUAUAGACCAACCAAAUACCUUACACCUGCUGAAAGAGAAAAUAAACAAGCUAAGGGUCUAUGCUAUUUCUGUGAUGCACCUUAUGAUAAGGGUCAUAAAUGCCAGAUACAACAAACUCAACUGUUUGCUAUAGAAAUCCUUGGUUUAGAUGAUCAAGAGUAUGGUGAGGAUGGUGUGGAGGAAACCUUGGAGAUGUUUCAGAAAGAACCUUAUAUUUCUAUUAGUGCUCUAUUUGGUAAUUAUGGUUACAAUACCAUGAGAGUCACUAGUUAUGUGGGUAAAAAGCCACUUCAUAUCUUGAUAGAUUCAGGCAGCACUCACAACUUCUUAGAUGUGUCCUUAGCUAUGAAGUAAGGAUGUCAGAUUGUUGCCAUGCCUGUUAAGUUUGUUUCUCUAGCUGAUGGAAAUACACUCUCUUGUCAGUCUAUGUGUAAAGGGUUUCAGUGGAGGCUGCAGAACACUAUGUUUGUCACAGACACCAUGCUUAUACCUCUGGGAGGGUGUGAUAUGGUUCUGGGAGUUUAGUGGCUUCAGUCUUUGGGGACAGUGCAAUGGAACUUUCAGAAUCUUAGAAUGGAGUUCGCCUAUAAUGGCACUCAUCAUGUGUUGAGGGGAAUGUCUUCUAAUAAGGUCACUACAAUUAAAGGGUCUGCGCUCAGAAAUUGGUAACUUCUAAGGUUACUUCUGUUCAACCAUGCUUCUUAAUUACAGGUAUCUAGUCCACAUCCUGAUGAUCAUAACUUACAUUCCACCGCUACUUGCUUAUGUCACAUCACUGGACUACAUGCUGCACCUGAACUCUUAGCCUUACUAGACAAAUAUAAAACCCUUUUUGAAGAACCUACUCCCUUACCUCCUAGUAGAUCCUUGUUUGAUCAUAAAAUACCUUUGUUGCCAGGAGCUCAUCCUGUCAACAUUAGACCUUAUAUGUAUCCUCUCAAACAAAAAGAUGUUAUAGAAAAUGUUGUGCAAGAAAUGUUGAAUCAGGGUAUUAUACAAGAUAAUUCUAGCCCAUUUGCUAGUGCUGUUGUGUUGGUAGGGAAGAAGGGUGGUUCUUGGAGACUAUGUGUGGAAUACUGGGAACGACUUAAUAGGAGAACUAUGAAAGAUAAGUUUUCAAUCCCUGGCUUGUAGUUGAAGAGCUAUAGAUGAGUUGGCAGGGGCUGUGGUGUUUAGUAAACUGGACCUGAGAUCAGGGUAUCACCAGUUAAGAAUGUAUGUUGAUGAUGUUCACAAAACUGCCUUCAAGACUCAUUCUGGUCAUUAUGAGUUCUUGGUCAUGCCUUUUGGAUUGACCAAUGCCCUUGCCUCUUUCCAAUCUUGGAUGAAUUAUGUGUUUAAACCACUUCUUAGGAAGUGUGUUUUAGUUUUCUUCGAUGACAUACUAGUCUAUAGUCCUAGUUUGUCACUUCACUGGCAUCACUUAGGUUUCAGUUGAUGCAACAUCAUCACUUGUUUGCCAAACCUAGUAAAUGUGCAUUUGCCACAUCAAGGGUUGAAUAUUUGGGGUACUUUAUAUCAGUACAAGGUGUUAUAACUAACCCUUCUAAGAUUGCAGCAGUUAAAGCUUGGCCUAUUCCUACUCCAAUUAAAGAAUUGAGAAGCUUCCUUGGUCUGUGUGAUUACUAUAGGAAGUUUGUUAGGAACUAUGCUCUAAUUAGCAAACCCAUGACUCAGUUGCCCAGGAAAGGAGAAUUUGUGUGGUCUGACUCAGCUCAAGAAGCAUUUGAAGCAUCAAAGGAGGCUCUUGUUUCAGCCCCUGUCUUAGCGGUUCCUGAUUUCUCUAAAACAUUCAUCCUUGAAACCGAUGCAUCUAAUGAAGGAAUUGGGGCUGUUCUUAUGCAAGACAACCACCCCUUAGCUUUCAUUAGCAUGACAUUGGGUCCUAAAUGGCAAAAACUCUCUGUUUAUGAGAAAGUGUUGCUUGCCAUAGUAUUUGCUGUCCAGAAAUGGGAGCAAUAUCUCAUUAGUCAAAAAUUUGUCAUUCACAUUGAUCAAAAGAGAAUUAAAUGGCUUACAGCAGAAAAUCAGUACACCUUUUCAGCAAUUUUGGCUUUCAAAGUUGAUGGGCUUUGACUAUGAGAUAUUUUACAAAUCUGGCAAGGAAAAUUUAGUGGCUGAUGCUUUGUUCAGAGUGUCAGGUUCUGAGAUAUUGUGUUUGGCAUUGUACUAUGCAGUCCAAUCUUUCCUCUUUGAUCAUUGAUACUUAUCAGUUAGAUCCUGCUCUUUUGGAACUCUUUCAUGCUUUACUAGCACAAGAACCUGUGGAUGCUAAGUAUACUUUACAAGAUGGCAUAGUCAGAAGACAUGGUAAGAUUGUGGUUGGCUCUUGAUGAGUGAUAUUUAUAUCACUCUAAACCUCUUAUUUAUCCCUAUAUUUAACCUUUAUUUUGUAUUUUACCCUCUUUUAUUUGUUUGUUUUGCUUAAAAUGCACCUUUUUUUGUUUUACUAGUUCUUUUUAGAUAUGUCUUUGUUUUACUUUUCAAGUUACUUUUUACAUUAUUUUCUUGGUUUUUUAUAGGUCCAAUUAAAAUAUACUUUUAAUUUCAUCUAUAAAGCCAAAGGAAUGCACAAAUGUGGAGUAAACCAUGAAUGAUGAAGGGACGGAGGCAAAUGGAAGUUGAAGAAGCAAGGUUCACAAGAUGGUCCACUUUGAACGACCAUAUCUUCCAUACAAAAUCAUUUUUCAGUGAUUCAAAUUGGAGAGUAAAUUUGGCUCGUUAUCUUUCCAACGAUAGGUCACAUGCUUGAUUUGCAUUAAAAACGAGAAAGUUAUGGUCAUUUGAAGUUGAGCUGUUUGUGCAGUUCUCUUAGGAGCGCCCGCUCCCUUUUUCAUGGAGCGCCGACUCCUUGUUUUUUGGAGCUCCCGCUCCCAGGUCGCUCUCUGGUCUCUCCAACUUUCUGUUUUGCCCAGUUACCAUAGGAGCGCCCGCUCCUUUCAAAUUUUCCGGACAGCUCUGUUUUUUUCGCGACUCUUUGAUGAUGUAAUAAUUGGACCUAUAAGUAGGAAUCAUCCCUAUUCAUGAAGGAAAACCUAAUUUUUGAGGGGGGAUUAGCCUCCAUUAGUUUUAGAUUAGGAUUUUAAGUGAGAGAAAUCUCAAAACCUAGAGAGAGAAAAGGGAGAAAACUCAAAGAGAGGUUGAAGAUUGUAGAUUCAAGGGUGACACUUGUAUUGGAACUUUCAACCAUUCAUCAAUGAGCAUUUCUUACUCUA
Molecule: messenger RNA, 8929 nt
Organism: Beta vulgaris subsp. vulgaris (sugar beet)
Lineage: Eukaryota; Viridiplantae; Streptophyta; Magnoliopsida; Caryophyllales; Amaranthaceae
Product: probable serine/threonine-protein kinase At1g01540
Exons: 7
Coding region: 258-1787 (509 amino acids)
Biological process (GO): protein phosphorylation
Molecular function (GO): ATP binding; protein kinase activity
Source: RefSeq, a predicted model, not a curated record